AUGACCAUGUUUUCGUUCGGCAUCCCCUCCAUGCCAUUGCCAGCACACACUAGCCGACCCCAGAGCAACGCCAUGGCCGCAGCGAGCUUCCUCUUCCUAACCAUCCUUGCUGCAGCCACCACCACCCCCACCGCCAAAGCGACUGGAAUAUCCAAGUCCAACGGAAGCUGCAUCCCGGCCGAGAGGGCCGCACUACUCUCCUUCAAGGCCGACAUCACAGGCGACCCGGACAAUCGCCUCGUCUCAUGGCAGCAAGGACGACACGACUGCUGCCAGUGGAGCGGCGUCACCUGCAGCCGCCGGACAGGCCACAUCCUCAAGCUCGACCUCCGCAAUUAUUUUCCAGUUCCAACAAGUGAAAGUUCCCCUGGUGUCGAUGGUUACCUUGAAGACCACUCGCUACGUGGACAGUCUCUCCGGCGGCGGUUUGUCUGCAUCAGGCUCGGGUGAGGCAUCUUCCUUCAUGGCUGAUACAGGUACGGGUCUCGACUGGUUGGGGCACCCGUUGUUCCGAUCUGGUGGCUCUGCCCACUGCUCAUGGGGGCGGGCCGGAGGUGCUGGCCUGCAGGGGAUCUUGGCGGAGGGCGGCAGGGGUGCCCCCGUCUGCGCCGACGUUGUCCCGUGCGUCGCGCAGCUACAGGCCCCACCACCGGGGGAGAAUGUGUAGGUAUCGUCCAACCAAAGGAGGAGCAGGCCCCACCACCGGGGGGGCGAAUGUAUGUCGGAGGCAUGCCGGAUCUAGCCGUUAAAAUCCACGGCAAACCAUACGAUGCCGGAAAUCCUUGGGACCUGGCACGGUGUCGUCAUAUGGCCCUUGUAGGGUGUGGUGAAAGUUUUAGCGCAUUUCGCAGAAACCUAACCUGAGGUCGCUUGUAAACUGCACCAUCUCAGAGAGAACGUGCCCGGUUGGAAGCCCGUUGCUCUAUUGACCUCAAAACUUCUCGUGCUCUCAAAGGGGGCCAUUGCAUGACACGUGACAGUACAUGGCAUUUUUCGGGCCCACUUGCAAUAUUUGAGACAUUUACUGCAUCUGUAGGGUUUCAAUGCGGGAAAUUGCCGAUCUGCACGGCGGCCACCUGAAAUGAUGUCCAGAAGUGGUUCAUCAAAUCAUAUAUGAUGUCUUUGCGGUAUGUGUAGGACUAGUGCAACCCAAGGAGGGGCAUGCCCCACCACCGGGACGCAAAUGUACAUCGACGGCGUGCCGGAUCCAAAAAAUCAAACAAAAAUCAUACGAUGCUGAAAAUCCUCGGGACCUGGCACGGUGUCGUCAUAUGGCCCUUGUGGAGUGUGGUGAAAGUUUGAGCCUGUUUCGCAGAAGCCUGUCCGGAGGUCGCUUGUAAACUGCUCCAUCUCCGAGGUAGUAUCUGGCUAUCGAGAGAGAACGUGUUUAGUUUGUGAAGGAGGUGUGAUGCCAGUUGCUUCGUUGACCUUGAAACUUCCCGUGCUCUCAAAGGGGGCCAUUGCAUGACACGUGCCAGGACAUGGCAUUUUUCUGGGCCACCUGCAAUAUUUGAGAUAUUUAUUGCAUCCGUAGGGUUUCAAUGCGAGAAAUUGCAGAUCUGCUUGGCGACCACCUGAAAUGAUGUCCAGAAGUGGUUUGUUAAAUCACAUAUGAUGUCUUUGCGGUAUGUGUAGGCCUAGUGCAACCAAAGGAGGGGGAGGCCCCACCACCGCAGGGUGAAUGUAACUCGGGGCAUGCCAGAUCUAGCCGUUAAAAUCCAUGGGAAAUCAUACGAUGCCAAAAAUCCUCGGGACCUGGCAUGGUGUAGUCAUAUGGCCCUUGUAGGGUGUGGUAAAAGUUUGAGCAUGUUUCGUAGAAGCCUCACAGGAGGCCACUUGUAAACUACACCAUCUCCAAGGUAGUAUCUGAUUAUCGAGAGAGAACGUGUCCGGUUUUGUGAAGGAAGUGUGUUGCCCGUUGCUCCGUUGGCUAUUUCAACACUUAAUCACACUUGUAUACAUAUAUUAAGACACAAUGCAAGUUUUGGUGGCAUUGCUACCCCCGAAGGCCCCCGACUGGGCCCAACCCACCACCGGAUCCCCCUCGUGUCGACCUGACGCGACCGUUUCCUCCCUCCAAGUGCCGGCGGCAGCGCCUUCCGUGAAGGGGGUCACAUUUCCGGAGCCACAUGACAGGUGUUUGCACCUGACACCACACUUCCAGACAUGUAAGAGGACCCAAUGCAAGAUUUGGUGGCAUAACUAGCCCCCGAAGGCCCCUGGCCACACUCGUAGACACGCGAAGAACAAUCUGUAGUGGUUUUUUUUCACAUACUCUUGCAUCUUUAAAAAAUA
Molecule: messenger RNA, 2295 nt
Organism: Triticum aestivum (bread wheat)
Lineage: Eukaryota; Viridiplantae; Streptophyta; Magnoliopsida; Poales; Poaceae
Product: receptor-like protein EIX1
Exons: 2
Coding region: 1-450 (149 amino acids)
Source: RefSeq, a predicted model, not a curated record